CACACAAAGCCCAAGAUGGCAGCACCCAACGACGAUAAUCAUAUUGAUCAAUACUCGGAAUAACAAGCGUUCUUUAUUCCCCAAUGCUCGCUGCCGUCUUGAAUUUGUAUUCAAUGACUGCAUUGAGCAGCGGUGUAGAUGCCUUAUUUUUAGUAUCCUCGCCUCCACCGCAUCACCGAUCACUUCUUUCAAAUCACACCCUAGGCUUUCAGCACACCUACCUGGCACACACGUCUACAAGCCUAGUUCAACCCUUGAACUCCCUUAAAAUGUCUGUCAGGCAACCCUUCUUAGCUGUCUACAAGAACCUGGUAACGGGCUACAACCGGAUGCUAACCCAAUUCAACAGAGAAGCUGGCCUACGAGUCGCAAGGAGACGAGUCCAAGAUGAGCCCCGCCGAGUUCCGCCAGCGGCUGAUCCACCACCAGCAGCACGGAAUCGAGACGUGCGAGGGCUUCAUCGCCAUUGUUUUGCUACUGCUCGAGAUGAAUCCCGACCCCGAGAGCACUGGCUCCAAGGUGCAGCAGGAUUUGUUUGGCGUGCCUUUUGCCAACACAACGCAGGACUUGCUUCGCCAGUCUUUCCACCACAUCAUCGCUGCGAGAGAUUUUCUGGACAAGUACAGAGCAACGCUCGAGACGCUUGCCGUCGAGGGCACGCCUGUCGAGGCCAAGGGCGCUGACAAGUUCAGGUCGGACAUCGCCACGGUUGUCCAGAAGUGCCACGGUCGUUUCUAUCCCAACAAUCUCUUGAUUGUGGCUCCCGAAAGCUUCUAACUUGCUGAUGAGUAGGCAACCGAGGACUUUUCGUAGUUCGCGAACAUCUAGAUGAUGAUGCCCGCGCAUGUGGGAUCGACUUGAGUGCAUACUGUACUCAAGUGACUUUUUUCUAUCUUGGAUUAUGAAAUGAAUGCUAUUGAACCAGAAAUCCAUAUUUUCCCUAUUGUACACGAUGUCUUCGUUUCACC
Molecule: messenger RNA, 968 nt
Organism: Lasiosphaeria miniovina
Lineage: Eukaryota; Fungi; Ascomycota; Sordariomycetes; Sordariales; Lasiosphaeriaceae
Exons: 1
Coding region: 84-683 (199 amino acids)
Source: RefSeq, a predicted model, not a curated record